This is a messenger RNA of Torulaspora delbrueckii, 2469 nucleotides long. RefSeq names its product Cbf2p (gene CBF2). The transcript has a single exon. Lineage: Eukaryota; Fungi; Ascomycota; Saccharomycetes; Saccharomycetales; Saccharomycetaceae. The record is from RefSeq and is a predicted model, not a curated record. Bases 1 to 2469 code for a protein of 822 amino acids. Gene Ontology annotation, molecular function: DNA binding.
AUGGAUAAGGAGAGUCAGGUCAGAAAGCUUGUCGAUUCAGUUUCGCCGCGUACAGCCCAUCAGUAUAAGUCGUAUGGAGACAAGUACAUACGAUGGCUUCGAGACACGGGAAUUCUGCAGAAUGAAGAUGCGGGUGAAGUGUUGUAUCGGGAUCUACCAUUGUCCGCACAGUUAGUGCAUUGGUUUCUUAUAGAUACGUUAGUGAGGAAUGGCGGGAAUGAAACUGAGGAUGAGUUUAAGAUACCUACUUUGAAGAAAGUCAUCAGUGGUUUGAAAUUCUUACACAAGUUAUGUCUGAUUCAUGGAAAUAAGUUGGUAUUUGAUGAAAAAUAUUUGGAGAAUGUUAUCAAGUUACAUUCCAAUUGGGCUACUGUGAGAAGCCAGAAACAAACUACUUUGCCCAUUGUCAAAGUAUCGCUGAAUCUAUGGAAUUCGCAUACUGAGAGCUUGUCAGAGAAGUUCUUCAAGACCUCUCUUGAAAAAUUGAGAUUUCUUGUGGAUUUUCAUUUCAGAGUCUAUACAAACCUAUCCUAUGAGCAAAGGUCCAAGAUCAAGUUAUCCGAGCUUCAUGGUGAGGUUGGUGUGCUGGCAAUGGACCAGAAAGUUUGGUCGUCCUUACAAGUUUAUAUGCCAAACUCAACGCGACAGGUGAAAUCACAUAUGCCAUUGAGUAUCAGGUCUCAAGAAUUACCCUUUCUCUGUCCUCUCACUUCCCUGGCGUCUUAUCUGUAUUUGCGGUUUUAUGGUAUCAGCUCAGUGACAAAGGGCGAUGGAUUCCCCGAUUUGCUAGCGAGUGAUCAAGAUGAUCUUUAUUGGAAGGAUCUGCCCUUGAUUAGGGGGAAAUCUUUGACAGAUUAUCCACGAGAAGAGACUAUGAGUAAUUACUACUCGGCCGUUUUCCGAUAUUGUCAUUUGCCCUACAAGAGACGGGAGUAUUUCAACAAGAGUACACUAGAGUAUCCUACGUGGUCACAUCAAUCAUUCACCGACUUUUUUGAUAAAUAUCCCAGUGCCAAGCGCACCGCAUUUCAACAUGAGGUCCCAUUUGAUUACGACCGGAUAAUGAACUUGAGAUCACUUAAUGAGACAAAAGAAAAUGAAGCAUUAUCUGCACUCCCUGAGAGUUUGCUAGUUCAAAUAUUCCCUGAAGUUGAACAAUACAAGCGUGAGGUUGACCAGUUGUCGCCCGAGGCCAAGGCUUUCAUACAAACGAUGGAGAAUCUAAGAAAAAGGUUCCUGUACAAUCUACCGUGGAUACAUGAAAUUUUCCCACAGCAUGAUCUUUUCAAAGAUCCAAUAUUUCAAAACUCUGAUUUCCAGUCGUAUUUUCAUCAGGUGGUGGGAAACAAGUGGGAAAAUGACCAGUUACCAUUCAAUGUAUUGCCUGGCUUCAGCAAACUGGACAAGAAGGAGUUUAGUGGUUUGUUAAUGGAAUCUUUGGUACCAGAGGAGCAAAGAGUUUCCAACGAUGUAGCAAAAGCGCCUACUCCUUCCAUAGGAUCUGACGAGUUGAUGGACAAGACGUACCAAUUUGUUCAAUAUCAAACCUUGACCAAUUUCCAAAUCCUACUUUCAUUACUUUCCAAGAUUUUCGACAAAUUGGAGAUGAAGAAGUCAUCAAGAGAGUUCAUGAUACAUCAGUUGGACUUGUUACAUGAUACAAUACGAAAGAACAUUAACGUCUCCAAACCACAGGAUGUAGACGAGUACAUUAAAAAGGAGGAAAAGUUGGAGGGAGAGGAGAAAGUGCAAGCAAAGGAAUCACAAAGCAGACAUCGCAGCAAUGGCCUAUUAGCGAUAGAUGAUUCUCCGAGUGAAGAGGACAGUGACGAAGGCGGUGCAGAAGUGCAAGAAGAGCUAAAAUUUAUGAUUAAUGAAUUUGUAGGUGAAAGAGUAAGGACUACUGUGAAGCAACAAAUUGAGCAUUGGGAGUCUCGGAUACAGGAUAUUGUCAAAGAAUCCGUGAAAGAAGAGGUAAGUAAAAGAUUCGCUGACUAUGAAGAAUCCGCUCAGAAGAGACCCAGGCUGAGCUCUACUCCACCAGUGGCCAACAAUGAAUCCAACCCUACCAUUCCGGCUUCAGUGAAUAUCGUUGGAGAGGUGGGAUGUUUCGAGAUGAGGCCCGACUUAGAUACUGUGGAGGCAGUUAUUCUCGAGUGGUUCACUCCUAACCCAGACAUGAAUAAUGAGUGCGUACACUCAAUGAACAGACUCCAUGGCAAGGAAUGGAGGUCGAAGUUUGAGAAGCUUUACAAGGAAAGGAAAAUAAUUGUCGAAUUUUACAUCCAUCUAGUCAAUCAACUUGGGGUCAACAGGUACAAGGCCGUGGAAAUUUGCGAAAUUUUAAGAAGAAGUAGUGAAGCUGACGGAUCAUUGGCCUCCCUCGCGAAGCUACUAAAGGAAUGGAAGAGAAAGAAUGGCAAUUCCUACAACGGGCUAUUGGAGUAUCAUAAAUUAAGUGCGAAGUAA